Acanthocheilonema viteae is the source of this 387-nucleotide messenger RNA. Lineage: Eukaryota; Metazoa; Nematoda; Chromadorea; Rhabditida; Onchocercidae. The record is from the annotation of a GenBank genome assembly.
AUGUUAAAGCCGAAAGCAUUAACUGAAGUGCUUGGGCAAGUCAAUACGCCAAACACGAAAAGUGGUGCUCUUCUGCUUAACCGUGAAGGUUUAUUGCUCGCUUACAGUGGUUAUGACAGUGUUGGUGGAAAUGAUGCAAAUGCAACAGUAUCUGCUGCUUUGAUUUCUAAUAUUUGGGAAACUUUUGAGAGACAAGGAUUACGAGAAAAUUUGACGGAGAUGCUAGUGGAAUGCGAAAAUGGAGUGAUUGCUGUGAAACGCAUAGCCAACAUGCUUUUAGCAAUAAAAGCAGGAAGUGAAAUGCCACUUGGUCUGCUUCGAGCAAAACUUCGUGCACUUGCUGAUUAUCUUUAUACACCAUUAACUAUUGUUUCUUCCAAAGAUUAG